Strongylocentrotus purpuratus (purple sea urchin) is the source of this 1697-nucleotide messenger RNA. RefSeq lists its product as uncharacterized. The record is from RefSeq and is a predicted model, not a curated record. Gene Ontology annotation, cellular component: cytoplasm; nucleus. The transcript has 5 exons. The coding region runs from base 51 to 746 and encodes 231 amino acids. NCBI's taxonomy places the organism in Eukaryota, Metazoa, Echinodermata, Echinoidea, Camarodonta, Strongylocentrotidae.
ACCGGUUAGGUGUACUCUCUGGCUGACUGACUUGAUCUCGACUACUGUGCAUGGAUCAGCUAGAGCUCCUGGACUUGCAGCAACAGCACCAUCACCUCCAACAGCAGCAACACCUUCAUCAACAGCAGCAGCAGGGCGGGGCACAACAUUUCAUGACUGAGAUCGACAAGAAGCCGGUCAUCCUAGUGGUCCCUAGCAUCCCUGGACCGUCGUCAUCGUCCUCGUCAACGUACUCGUCCAAGAUGGCAGCGACUCCUAUGAACGUGUCCUCUGCGGGGGCCGGGGGACGCAUCAUGAGCGGGGGGCAGGCCAUGCAUAUGGGAGGAGGGGGCAGCAGCAGCGGAGGAGGAGGGGGUAAUCCUCAGAUGAUCCAAGCCCAGGAGAUGCCCACAAACCUGAUGGUCAAGCAGGGUCAUUCUUCUUCGGCUCAACCAGCAUAUGCUGGAGGUAGGACUCAUGUGCAUGCGUCCAAAAGCAAAGGCAGUACAAGAACAGAUAGAAGGCCUUUUUUCAGUGGAACCCUCAAUGCAGCAGCGGUGAUCCAGCAGCUUCAACAGCAGAGGCCUUCAGCACCGCAGAGCAAGUAUGCCGAGCUGCUAGCAGUCAUUGAGGACAUGGGCAGGGAUAUCAGACCAACGUAUGCCGGCAGCAGAACAGCCACGGAGAGGUUAAGACGAGGUAUCACACAUGCUAAGGCCCUUGUCAGAGAGUGUUUAGCCGAGACUGAACGCAGUGCAAGAACAUGAUUAUCCCCCAUGAGAACAUUCCAUGCCCACUUGACUCAAAACACACUCAAGAGUCAGAGCUGACCAAGGUUAAACCUUAUCCUGCAUGCUAUAUGAACUGGUGCUGUAUGAACAUGUAAUAUCGUCUAGAAAACCCCACUUAGCUAAGUAUGUGGGACCAACCCAAACAUAGUGUUGGAUGAAAUAAGGCAAUUGAUAUGCUGAAGGUGGAUGUAUUUUUAUACCAAGGUUUGUUACUUUAUGUUCUGCUGUAAAUGAAAUGCUAAAUUGUUUUCUAUGUUUAACAUUAAGGAAGUCAGCAUUUCAAUUCAUUUAGCAAAGUUGCAAAGUUGCCUUCUUCUGACGUAAUAAAGCAUUGACAUUUUUGAGUGACAGUUUUCUUGUUUCCAAUGUAUAGGAAUUUUCCAACAGAUGAACUGACAUUUCUAAGGUAUUGAAUUGCCUGUAACAAUUUCUUAAAAGUUUAACAGUUUGAAAAAUACCCCCUCCCACCCCAUGAAUGAAUCAUGAAUGAAUCAUUCAAGGUGUAAUGAUACAUUUUGGAUUAAUUCUGUUGUAAAAUAUACAUGAAAAUGUUAAUCAUGCAACCUAGACCCCAAUUGACCUUUGAAUAAAUCUCUUGGGAUUCUAGCCCUGCUCAAACAAUGUGUCUGAAUGUUACACUUUCUUGGCAAGAAUGGUGUAGAUAAACCUUGAUGUAAUUGUUUCUGGGGAAAAAUGUUCAACGCAAGAGUUUUACUGGAAAGGAAAAAUAUUGCAUUGAAGAGCAAUAUGCUUGUGCAUGUAACUCCUUAUGUGGUUUGACUUGUUUUGUAAUGAGCUGUACUUUCUGGUAUGCCAGUCAAUUGCCUGCAGACAUUAAGUACAGGAGAUAAUUGGUAUGUCAGUGAAGCUACAGACAUGUUGAAAUGUGGAGCGAUUGUCCAUUUUGAGUUCAAGCCAAGAUGCUAG